Beta vulgaris subsp. vulgaris (sugar beet) is the source of this 2423-nucleotide messenger RNA. RefSeq lists its product as hypothetical. The transcript has a single exon. The record is from RefSeq and is a predicted model, not a curated record. Lineage: Eukaryota; Viridiplantae; Streptophyta; Magnoliopsida; Caryophyllales; Amaranthaceae. The coding region runs from base 1730 to 2371 and encodes 213 amino acids. Gene Ontology annotation, biological process: endomembrane system organization.
UCACUCCCGCUUUCCAAAAUCCGCGCGAUUUUCUCUCUCUUCAAUAAGAUUCUUUCGUCAUAAAAUUUUAACAAAAACAAUUGUUUAGAACAAACAUACACUUUAUCAUUUUAAAAUACACUAUAUCAGGUCAAAAUACAUUAUCAUGUCAAACACUAUAACUGUCGAUUAUGAUAAUUUUGUAUAAUAUACAAAUAAACUACACUAUAACAUUUUAAAAUACACUAUAUUAUGUCAAAACACACUAUAUCAUGCAACACUAUGGGUGAAAGUUAUUCGGAUAAAAUCCAAAAUCCAAUCCAAUCCAAUCCAAUCUGAAUUAGUAAUUCGGAUCGGAUUCUAACUGUAUUCGGAUCGGAUUCGGAUUUAGAUUUUUUGAAAAAUUGGAUUUUCUGAUCGAUCGGAUUGGAUUGAGGGUAAUUGGAUCCAAAAAUCCAAUAUAACCGAAUAGUAAUAUGCCUUGUAUUAUGUAUCUAGAUUGGGUUUAAGUGCUUAAUUUGAUUUUUUAUUAAAAAAAAAACCUACUCCAUAGCCCAAUACACAUGGCACUUCAAUCUUUCCCCUAAAACACUAACUGCACUUAGUUCCUCAUUUCCUAAAUCUACUAGGAUGUUGUUGUGCUUAAUUUAUUUCAUCGAAAAACUAGAGUUUUAAAAAAAUUGGAUUUUCAAAUCGGAUCCAAUCUAAAGUAUUAAAUUUCGGAUUGGAAUGGAUCGGAUUCAAACCCUAAUUGGUUUGGAUUCGGAUUGAAAAAUUGAAAUCGAAUAUUUAUUCGGGUCGGAUUGGAUUAUGCCCUAAUCCAAACCGCACACCGAACUUUCACCCCUAUGCAACACUAUCAUGUCAAAAAACACAGCAAAACACUGUAUUAUCAUGUCAAAAUACGCUAUAUCAUUUCAAAAUACACUAUAUCAUGUCAAUAUACUCCCUCCGUUUCCUAAAGAUUUUCCCUCUUUCCGUUAAGUGUGUUUCCAAAAGAUCUUCCCUCUUUUACUUUAUUCCUUAUUUGGAAUUUUAUUUUCCCUUUUUAUCCUCUCAUGUCCAUAUCCUAUGGUCCACCAAUUUACGUUAUUAAUACAGUUUUACUCCCUUUCUCUCUCCUAAUUUAACCCCUUUUAUUUGUUUAUUUAUCUUAACCUCGUUCUCUCUCCUACUUUACCCAUCUCACACUCCCCCACAAGGGGAUCCUCCUUGGUAUUUGUAGGAACAGUAACAAGGAAAAUCUUUAGGAAACGGAGGGAGUACACUAUAACAUGCAAUACUAUCAUGUCAAAAAACUGAGUAAAACACUAUAAUUUUUAAAUAACUAUAUCAUUUUAAAAUACACUAUAACAUGCAAAAAUGAACGCGGCAAAAACGGAAAGUUGUAAUAAUUAAACUCACGUGAUAUGGAUAAUGUGUACACUAAGUGUGCACCGGAUUCAUAUUAAUUUUUUUUAUUAAAAGUAAUUGAAGGAAAUGUGGAAAUAAAUAUAGAAACCGCCACAUUGUAUAGUCAAGAAUUUUAUUAAUAGAUUUGACAACUUUAACUCUUUGUAGAUAUGUGAUUAAUUAAGCGUCAUGCACAUAGGUAGGAGUUUCUAUUUUGAGUAUAACAUUGUCAUUUAAUGUUUAAUAAGUACUCCAUAUAUUUAUACCAUUUUCUGGAAAUUAAAUACUAAACCUACGUUGAGAAAAGGGGGGAGAAGAUUAAUCACCUAUCUUGUUCUCCUACCCUUUUCUUUUCGUCAUGGAUAUCAAGAUUGAAGAUGGAGAAUCUCAGGAAAUUCAAGAACAACAAAUUCAACCACUUUUAGAAAAUCAACAAGAACAAACAAAACCACCCAAAACUCGAACCCAGAAAGCCAUUAGAAAAACAUUCAAAGGCACAUCUCACUUAUCAAGCCUCCUUCCAUCUGGCUCUGUCCUCAUAUUUGAGAUGUUUUCUCCUGUUUUAACAAAUCAAGGCCAAUGUGAAACGUUUCAAACACAGCUCAUAACAUUAUGCCUCAUAACUUUCGUCGGUUUAUCAUGUUUUAUCAUGUGUUUUACAGACAGUGUAAGAGAUGAACGUGGUAAAGUUCGAUAUGGACUUGCUACAUUCAAAGGUAUAUGGAUUAUUGAUGGUUCUGUAACUCUUAGCCCUGAACAAGCUGCUAAAUAUCGUAUUAGGGUUCUUGAUUUUCUUCAUGCAUUUAUGGGGAUAUUUGUUUUUGUGGCGGUUGCUUUGUUGGAUCAAAAUGUUGUCAAAUGUUUCUUUCCAAUGCCAUCUGAAAAAACUAAGGAAAGACUUGUGAUGUUUCCUGUUGGAGUUGGUAUUAUUUGUGGUUUGUUAUUUGUUUGUUUUCCUAGCAAACGUAAUGGCAUUGUAUCUCCUCUUUCUAAAAGUUAAAUACUUAUGGGAUUAGGUGUUUGAUCGAUAUCUUAAGAUUUCACUUCUUUUA